UUCAUGUCUGUCUUCUAAAUACAUGUGCCCCGGUGUCCCUGCUGUAAUGAGCACCUUGCUGGCAAAUAUAAAUGCUUUCUAUGCUCACACAAGUGUUUCAACAAAUGUACAGGUUUCUGCCUCAGAUCGAUUUGCCGCUACCAACUUUGGUAGGGAAAAAUUCAUAAAACUACUGGACCAAUUGCAUAACUCUUUAAGGAUUGACCUGUCAAAGUAUAGGGAAAACUUUCCCGCCAGCAAUGCUGAAAGAUUGCAAGACCUGAAAUCAACUGUUGACCUGCUAACAAGUAUCACCUUUUUUAGGAUGAAGGUUCUGGAGCUGCAAAGCCCCCCAAAGGCCAGCGUGGUGGUGAAAGACUGUGUCAGGGCUUGCCUGGAUUCUACGUACAAGUAUAUUUUUGACAAUUGCCAUGAACUCUAUUCCCAGCUAAUAGACCCGAGUAAGAAACGGGACCUUCCUCGGGAAGAUCAGGGACCAACCACCAAGAAUUUGGAUUUUUGGCCCCAACUUAUUACACUGAUGGUCACGAUUAUUGAUGAGGAUAAAACUGCCUACACUCCUGUCCUGAAUCAGUUUCCUCAAGAACUGAACAUGGGAAAAAUAAGUGCUGAAAUUAUGUGGACCCUUUUUGCUCAGGAUAUGAAAGAUGCACUAGAAGAACAUGAAAAGCUGCGGUUAUGCAAGAGUACUGAUUAUAUGAAUUUGCAUUUCAAAGUGAAAUGGUUUUAUAUUGAAUAUGUGCGAGAACUUCCUGCCUUCAAGGAUGCCGUUCCUGAAUAUUCCUUGUGGUUUGAACCUUUUGUCAUGCAGUGGCUAGAUGAAAAUGAAGACGUGUCAAUGGAGUUCCUUAAUGGAGCCCUGGGAAGAGACAAAAAAGAUGGAUUCCAGCAGACAUCUGAUCAUGCACUGUUUUCUUCCUCUGUGGUUGAUGUCUUUGCUCAGCUUAAUCAGAGCUUUGAGAUUAUUAGGAAACUGGAAUGCCCCAAUCCUGAAGCAUUAUCUCACUUAAUGAGAAGAUUUGCAAAGACCAUCAAUAAAGUUCUGCUUCAGUAUGCUGUAAUUGUAUCAAGUGAUUUCAGUUCAUACUGUGAUAAGGAAAAUGUGCCCUGUAUAUUGAUGAACAAUAUUCAACAAUUGCGGGUUCAGCUGGAAAAAAUGUUUGAAUCCAUGGGAGGAAAAGAGCUAGAUCCUGAAGCUAGUACUAUUCUAAAAGAACUUCAGGUUAAACUCAGUGGGGUUCUGGAUGAGCUCAGUGUCACUUAUGGUGAAAGUUUCCAGCUUAUCAUUGAAGAGUGCAUAAAACAGAUGAGUUUUGAACUAAAUCAAAUGAGAGCAACUGGAAAUGCCGCAUCUAAUAAGAACAGUACAGCCAUGGAUGCAGAGGUUGUAUUAAGACCUCUCAUGGACUUCUUGGACAAAAUAUUAAGUCUCUCAGCAAAAAUCUGUGAGAAAACAGUCCUGAAGCGAAUAUUGAAAGAACUAUGGAAGCUAGUUCUCAACAAAAUAGAAAAACAAAUUGUCCUCCCUCCUCUGACAGAUCAAACAGGACCCCAGAUGAUUUUCAUUGCAGCUAAAGAUCUGGGACAACUAUCCAAACUGAAGGAGCACAUGAUUCGAGAGGAUACCAAGGGUCUGACACGGAGACAGUGUUCUAUAAUGGAGGUGGUCCUGGCUACCAUCAAGCAAUACUUUCAUGCAGGAGGAAAUGGCCUGAAAAAGAAUUUCUUGGAGAAAAGCCCAGAUCUUCAGUCUCUGAGAUACGCUCUCAGUCUUUAUACCCAAACAACUGAUGCCUUGAUAAAGAAAUUCAUAGACACUCAAACCUCACAGAGUCCCUCCUCCAGAGAUUCAGUGGGUCAGAUAUCUGUUCAUGUGGACAUCACCGCCACCCCAGGAACAGGAGAGCAUAAAGUCACUAUAAAAGUGAUUGCUAUUAAUGACUUAAACUGGCAGACCACUGCAACGUUCCGCCCCUUUGUGGAAGUUUGUAUGCUGGGACCCAACCUCGGAGACAAGAAGAGAAAACAAGGCACAAAGACAAAAAGCAACACAUGGUCACCAAAGUAUAACGAAACAUUUCAGUUCAUUCUGAGUAAAGAAAACCGCCCACGGGCCUAUGAACUUCACCUUUCAGUUAAAGAUUACUGCUUUGCCAGAGAAGAUCGAAUUAUCGGAAUGACAGUAAUUCAGCUUCAGAACAUAGCAGAAAAAGGAAGCCACGGGGCAUGGUAUCCCCUAUUGAAAAACGUCUCUAUGGAUGAAACUGGUUUGACUAUCCUUAGAAUCCUCUCGCAGAGGACCAGUGACAGUGUGGCUAAAGAAUUUGUAAGACUUAAAUCUGAAACAAGAUCUGCUGAAGAGAGUGCUUGAAACAAACACUGUAAGAUAGCAUCUAUGAGAAUUCAUAAACUAUAACUGUUUGACUACUGCAUGCAUGUGCAAAUACACGGGAAUGUUUAUUUCACUACGUUUCAGUGUUUGCCCAGUACUCAAGAACAAUGUCUACAAGGUAUGUGGAAAACCUGUGGAACUUUUAUACCACUUCUGGUCUUUGAGAAACAAAUGUUCCAUGAAGUGCCAAAAUUAUGAUGUAAAGUGAAAUAUCCAGAGUAUCUUUUAAAAUGUUUAUUUCAUUACCAAUUUCUCAUCCAUUAAACAUACUAAAAAACAGUCUCUUAAGUUGGUCCAUUAGUUGUCCUUGUUACAUUGGUGUAUAUGGCCAGUAGAUAUGAAAGCAUCUGUUACUCAAAUUCUAUUUAGACUUACCUCAUUAUAGAUGUCUUACAAAUACCCUUUUCUAUCAUGACUAGAAAUGCAGUUACUUCUAGAAAGCAUUUGUAAUUUUAUAGUUGCAGAUAUAUUGUGAUGAUUUUUGCAUACAUAUUAAAAUAGAAAAUGUGGAAAAUAUUUUAUGCCAACCGGUUUCCAACCUUUCUGAAAUCACUGUGAAGAAAUGCUCUUAAAGCAAACUUAUAAAAAGUAAUGCUAAAUAGUUUGUUAACAGUGUUUGAUAUAUCAACAGAACUUUGUUCUUUAAAACUGCGAAGGUCACAUCACAUUUGUAAAAAAAAAAAAAAAAAAAAAAAAAGGUAAGUUGAAGCAUUUGCCAUCUAGCAUUAUGUCUUGGCUUUACUAGAUUUCAUUCUUUAGAAAGUCAUACGACUAAUGGUUUAGGAGUAUGAUGGAAGGUUUGUUUCUUAAAUUACCUAUGAUAAGUAAUUAUACUGUUAGUGUUUUCCUUCUGACAGUUAUGACUAACUCCUUAUUUACUGAGUGCUAUAAUCAGUUAAAUGCUUUUCUCUUUUUAGAAAUAUGCAACAAUUUUUACUGAAUGCAGCAUUACUACAUAUUGCACUGGAGCAAAAAGUCACGUCUUCAACUAUUUAGUGAAAAAUGUAAAAUGAAGUCUGAAGAAAUUGCUUACAGUUUUGUAAUUUAUGUUAUUUAUAAGCCCAAGAUGCAUACAAUGCAAUAGGAAAACAACUUAUUACAGGUCGGUAGAUAAAAAUAUAACUAGGUUAGAGUUUGAAUAUGAAAUAGCUUAUGAAUAUUUGCAUUUUCUCUGUUUUUAUGGUUUGACUUUUUAGAAUCUGUGCCUAAAUCCUUGGCUGUAGAAGAGUACUUUGUAGUUGUAACUUACGGUCAUAACUGUUAGUGGGCAACAUACACAUGCAGGAACAAGAUCCUGUUAUAGUGACUGUGCUUUGUGAACAAGCUGGUCUGAUAUGUUAAGAACAGAAAUGAAAAGUAUCAUGACUCUCAGAACCAUGCUGUUACUGGGUGUGAAAACACAGACAGUAAGAUCCACUAAUUCAUGUUAAAUUGAUAAGCAAGUCCUUUGUUAAUGACGUCUCCAAAUGCAUAGUACAAUGCAAUCCUCUGGCAUAUGCAUUAAUAAAUGGAUGUAUAUUGAGCACAUGCAA
Lipotes vexillifer (Yangtze River dolphin) is the source of this 3924-nucleotide messenger RNA. RefSeq names its product protein unc-13 homolog C-like. Gene Ontology annotation, molecular function: calmodulin binding; syntaxin-1 binding; diacylglycerol binding. Bases 23 to 2371 code for a protein of 782 amino acids. Gene Ontology annotation, cellular component: neuromuscular junction; terminal bouton; synaptic vesicle membrane. The record is from RefSeq and is a predicted model, not a curated record. The transcript has 20 exons. Lineage: Eukaryota; Metazoa; Chordata; Mammalia; Artiodactyla; Lipotidae. Gene Ontology annotation, biological process: synaptic transmission, glutamatergic; dense core granule priming; presynaptic dense core vesicle exocytosis.